AUGGCUACUUCGUCCGGAUAUGACCACGAAGUAUUCUUGAGUUUCAGAGGACCAGAUGCUCGAUCAGGUAUUGCCGACGUCCUAUACACUAAUAUGAUAGGUAAGGGAAUCCGCGUUUAUAAGGACGACAAAAAUCUCGGCAAGGGGCAAGAGUUUGUCCAAGAACUUCUCGAAGCAAUUAAUCAAUCAAAGAUCUCAAUUCCUAUCUUUUCCAAAAAUUAUGCGUCUAGCAUAUGGUGUCUCAAGGAGGUAGCGCAGAUGGUCGAGUGCAAGAAAUCUAAGGGACAAAAGAUCAUGCCCAUUUUUUAUGAUGUGGAUCCUAAAGAAGUUCGAUACCAAACCGGGGGUUACGAAGAGGCCUUUCGUUCCCAUGAAAAGAAGACGCGAUAUGACAAGAAGACUAUAAGUGAGUGGAAGGCUGCCCUUAAAGAAGUAUCGUUUGUACACGGAUGGGACCUGCAUAGCAAGGGGGAGAACAGGCGAGAAGGAGAGUUUGCAAAAGAACUCACCGAGGAGGUUUUCAAAGAAUUGAAAAAGGAUUAUUUGGCGGUAUCUGAUUACUUGGUCAGUGUCGACGACCAAGUGGAUGCAAUCAUGGAAAUGAUAGGUGCUGAGACAAGUGAAACACGGAUUAUAGGAAUCCAUGGGAUGGGUGGCAUCGGAAAGACAACAAUCGCCAAAAUUAUCUACAAUAAGCUUUCAGACAACUUUAAGAACUGCUGCUUUCUUCGCGAUAUUCGAGAAACGUCAAAAAGUAAGGGCAUUCAACGCUUGCAGGAACAGCUCAUCUCUGACAUCCUCAAAGAGAAAUGUGUGGUUAUAAAAGACAGUGAUGAAGGGAUUCGGACAAUUAAAGAAAGGUUGUCCAAUAAAAUGGUCCUCCUCCUUCUCGAUGAUGCCGAAGAAGGGAAUCAUAUAUCCACACUUAUAGGUAAGCGUGAUUGGUUUGGCAAAGGGACCAAAAUUAUUAUUACUACAAGAAACAAAGGUAUUCUUGAUGUUCCCGAGGUGGACAAGAGUUAUGAGCUUAGCCUUAUGAAUCCCACUCGAUCUCUUGAACUUUUUAGCAAACAUGCUUUCGGAAGAGAUACUCCUUGGGACGAUUAUAUCGACCGAUCCAAGAAGGCGGUAGAAAUUGCUGGAGGUCUUCCGCUUGCUCUUGAGGUCAUUGGUUCACGUUUGGGUCGCGUUGGAAAGGAUAAGGAUAUGUGGGACGCCGAAUUGGUGAAGCUUGAAAGAGUUCCUCGUGAUGAUGUUCGGAGUAAACUGAAAAUAAGCUAUGAUGCAUUAGAUUCUUGGCAAAAGCUUAUAUUCCUCGAUAUAGCUUGUCUUUUCAUUGGAUAUGACAAAGACAUUUUGGUUCAUUUCUGGGAUGAAUCUGAUUUUUUCCCGAUAGUAGACAUGAAAGUUUUGCAGAACAUGUCUUUGAUAAAGAUCAACGAGUAUAAUAAAGUAUGGAUGCACGACCAAUUAAGAGACCUUGGAAGAGCAAUGGUUCGUGAAGAAAGAGGCACGCAGAAGGAGAAGCAGAGUAGAGUGUGGGAUCCCGAGGAAGGAUUGGAUUUGCUCACGAGACAUAAGACGAUGAAGAGAUUGAAAGUUCUGGAUUUGUCCAACUGUAAUAGGCUUGAGAGACUACCAAACGAUCCGUGUAGAGGUCUUACACACCUGGAAUACCUAUCUCCGGCACGGUGCCACUCGUUGACGAGGCUUCCGAAAUCAAUCGGAGAAUUGACGUCGCUGAUUGAGUUGGAUAUAUCCUUGACGGUGAUCAAAGAACUACCCCGUUCCAUCGGAGAGUUGAGGAAUUUGAAAGUGGUGAAGAUGGGGUGCACUAACAUAAGCAAAAUACCCGACGCAUUUUGGAAUAUUGGGAAGCUCGAACAAGUAGAAGCCUCCGGACGUUUCGGGCGUUUACAUGGAAACAUAGGUCCUGGCAUCUACGAGAAUAAAUCCCUGAGCAUCUUGAAAUUGGAGCGGGCGGAUAUAUCCAAACUACCGCGGCUUCCUGAAAGUCUUACUAUUCUUCAUUUGCGUGAAUUGCGGAUGGAGACGUUUCCGGAUAUCUCGAACCUCACUGAUUUAAAGGAAUUGGACCUGACAUUCGCCCGACCUGGUGAUGGUGGGGAAUCUAAUGGGCUUGGGGAAGAUUGGAUACCACGGUGGAUUGUGGACUUGACCAAACUGGAGUCCCUGAGCCUGAACUCUCAUUACGUGGCCACCGUAUCAACAGACCUUAGCCUCCCUCCUCAUCUCAAGUCCCUUCACCUCGACUGCCCUAAUCUCGGUCGCCUCCCGAGGCUUCCCUCAAGUUUAUCCUCCUUAAGUUUGCAGCAUUGCGAGUCACUUCGCUCAUUGGAGGAUCUAUCGAAUUUGAAGAAUCUAUCCUCCAUAUGUUUGGAGCAUUGCGAGUCACUUCGCUCGAUGGAGGAUCUAUCGAAUUUGAAGAAACUAUCAUCUCUCAAGAUUGUCCACUCUGGAAUUGCAGAGAUUCAAGGCCUUGGUUGUUUGGAGAACCUACGAGAAUUGUCGCUUGAUAACCUUGAACGGCGAACUACCACUGUCUUUGGAUGA
Molecule: messenger RNA, 2574 nt
Organism: Rhodamnia argentea
Lineage: Eukaryota; Viridiplantae; Streptophyta; Magnoliopsida; Myrtales; Myrtaceae
Product: disease resistance protein L6-like
Exons: 4
Coding region: 1-2574 (857 amino acids)
Biological process (GO): signal transduction; defense response
Molecular function (GO): ATP hydrolysis activity; ADP binding
Source: RefSeq, a predicted model, not a curated record